Acytostelium subglobosum LB1 is the source of this 2100-nucleotide messenger RNA. RefSeq lists its product as hypothetical. Bases 1 to 2100 code for a protein of 699 amino acids. The transcript has 5 exons. Gene Ontology annotation, biological process: regulation of GTPase activity; signal transduction. The record is from RefSeq and is a predicted model, not a curated record. NCBI's taxonomy places the organism in Eukaryota, Evosea, Eumycetozoa, Acytosteliales, Acytosteliaceae. Gene Ontology annotation, cellular component: cytoplasm.
AUGAACAAUAUAAAGGUGUCUUUGGGAAGGAAGAAGGUAGUAACUCCUUCGGAUGAGUUGUACACUAGAAUCGUGGAGCACUCUGACAUGAUGGAUGAGAUACAGAAGAACUUGGAGAAGCAACAACAGCAUUUAUUUAGCACUGCACUUCAUUCCAAGACGAUAUCAGAGUCAUUUAGAAGGUAUGGUGAUGUAUCAUCAACUUUCAACACAAAGAUACCACUGAGCGACUGCAUGCAGCGCGCCGCAGAGUGGCAAAACACAUUGAGCGAUUGUUUCAAUCAUCUGGGCAACGUACUCUAUGACAGGUCCACACAGCCACUGAAGGAGACUAUCCGCAUCCAGCUGGAGGUGGUCAAGGAGGGCAAGAAGCGAUUGAAGAAGCUGGCGCCCAACGAGAACACCUCGGCACACAAGUCCAUGGGCCCCGACUUUAAGAGGGAGCUUGAUAUAUAUGAUCGCGCGUGCAAGGAGGCCUCGCAGCUCUACAACGACUCGGAGCUGGCCCUGGAGAACUCCUCGGUGCAGACGAUGCUCUCGGCGUUCGAGGCCUACCACGACUUCUUCCAGAAGGGCGCCUUCCAGUUUGCGCGCAUCAAAGCCGACAUUGACAACUAUCGCAAGGUUAUAAUGGAGACCAACAAGGUGCAGGCCAAGCUGAGAAACUACAUCCCGCGCAAGACGUUUGGCAUCAAGUUGGAGGAGGUGUUUGCUCGCGAGUCCAAUCGCGGCAUGCCCCAGUUCCUCGAUGAGAUCUUCAAGCAUCUUGAGAAGUCGGCGCCCACCCUCGAGGGCAUCUUCCGCAUCAGUGCUGGCAAGUCCUCAAUCGAGACCCUUCAACAAAAGAUCGAGUCCAGCCAGCCCCUCGACCUGCACACACUUCUCGACCCUCACAUCGUCUCGUCCGUCCUCAAGCUCUUCCUUCGCUCAUUGCCAGAGCCCUUGAUAUUCUACUCCAGCUAUCAGAAACUGAUCUCUGCUCUUCCAAUGGCCAACCAGACCGUGCUCAAGAGUGUACUGUCAUUGUGUAAAUUAAUUAAGGAGCACAAGGAGACGACCAAGAUGGAUCUGACCAAUCUUGCCGUGGUCCUGGCGCCCACACUGCUCGAAGCAAUUCCAAACCUAAAGGCUGAGGACAUCCAGAAGCCAGAGACAUUUGCCGAGUUCAACGCGUUGUUCAUACUGUUGGUCGAGAACACUGACAACAUAUUCCCAUCGACCAUCAACAAUCAGGACAAUGGUGUGCGAUCAAGAUCACAUACAGAGGUUGCAGUACCACCAUCCGCAUCAUUCAUAGCAUCGACCACACCAAUCAGCAGCAACAGCAACAACAAUGGCGCACAACAGACAUCACCUAAAGAGCGUGGACAUGCACAGGAUAUGAACAAGCCAUUGCCACCCCCUCCACCAAUGACAAAGUCCACGUCGAAUCUCUCAACUCCACCCUCGCCCACACAAGAGAUGAACACGUUGUCACACUCUGGCGACAUCAAGCCGCCACCCAGCGCCACAUCAGAUGUGGCCGCAGUGUCAGACCGCUCACCACUCAAGAACAGCUCAGACUCUUCAUCCAACAGCAGUUUCUCAUCAGACACCGACUCUUCAUCAUUCUCUUCAUCGUCGACGGCUUCGGUGCCUCAGCCUGACCAGGCCAACACGCCACACAAGGAGGACAAGCCAACACCUCCUCCAGUAUUGCGAGCCAACAGUGGUGUAUUGAACAUUGGAGUGCACUUUAUGAACAUCAACAGGAACCUACAACGACUCAAGGCCAUGGUGGAGGAGACGCAGUCCACAGAGCAGGGUAUCAACCUCAUCAAGAUAUACAGGAGGAUAUCAGAUAUAUCAAUGUCCAUUCAAAAGACGACCAAGUUCGCAUUCAUUAGGGACAAACCAUCUGUAAAUAACGACGACGAUAAGAUUAGCAAGUUACGAAAGACAUUAGUAUAUACGCACGAGAAUAACAUCGACUUGAUCAAGGACGCCAAGGAGAUAUAUGAACGCAGCGAAGACUUGGCAGUAUGCAAGGAACUGGAGAGAUAUAUUGCACAGAUGAACACGGCCAUCAUCGAGGAGUUGGACAGCAUUGUUCAUCAAUAA